This is a messenger RNA of Colletotrichum fioriniae, 687 nucleotides long. RefSeq lists its product as uncharacterized. Lineage: Eukaryota; Fungi; Ascomycota; Sordariomycetes; Glomerellales; Glomerellaceae. The record is from RefSeq and is a predicted model, not a curated record. Gene Ontology annotation, molecular function: acetyltransferase activity.
AUGAACGCCAAGAAGGAAAAAGACCCAAAGAUUCUCGAGCUCGUAAGCUCCAUCGAGAACAAGCCGUCUUGCGAGAACUACGAGCGCAUGGUCUCGGGCAUGAUGUACGACCCCCUCGACCCGAUUCUCAACCAAGGCCGCCACCGAGCCCGCUGCCUCGCGCGCGACUUCAACGAGAUCGACCACCGCCAGCACGCCCUCCAGGAGGUGGGCAAGAAGAAGAAGGAGAUUCUACAGCAGCUGCUGGGCAAAUUUGGCGAGCAGUCAUUCCUCGAGGCCCCUUUGUCGGUCGACUACGGCUGCAACAUCAUCUUUGGCUCUAAGUCUUUUGCCAACUUCAACCUGACCAUUCUCGACGUCAGCCUCGUCACCAUUGGCGACCGUGUUCAAAUCGGCCCCAAUGUGAGCAUCUAUAGUGCGGCCCACGACACUAGCAUUCUUUCCCGAAUAAAAUGCGAGGAAUAUGGUCUGCCGGUGACCAUUGAAGACGAUUGCUGGAUUGGUGGCGGUACAAUCAUCCUGGCUGGCGUCACCAUUGGAUCGGGCACGACUGUUGGUGCUGGCUCUAUUGUGACAGAGAGCUUACCGCCUCAUUCGGUGGCGGUGGGCAACCCUGCCAGGGUCAUCAAGAAGGUGCAAACACUGGAGGAGGAGAUGGCGAUUUCGAACACCAGCAUCAAAGAGUGA